Messenger RNA from Sphaeroforma arctica JP610, 228 nucleotides. RefSeq lists its product as hypothetical. The record is from RefSeq and is a predicted model, not a curated record. Gene Ontology annotation, molecular function: ATP hydrolysis activity; AMP kinase activity; ATP binding. Lineage: Eukaryota; Ichthyosporea; Ichthyophonida. The annotation marks the transcript as partial. The transcript has a single exon. Gene Ontology annotation, cellular component: nucleus; cytoplasm.
CCUCCUAGACAGCCUCACACAACAAUGGCACAUAUUACACGAGCAAGACCCAAUGUCCUGAUCACGGGAACUCCCGGUACAGGGAAGACAACCACCGCCGAGACGAUGGCCAAAGAUCUGAACAUGACCCACCUUUGCGUAGGCGAUAUAAUCAAGCGAGAUGGCUUAGCGGGAGAGUGGGAUGAACAAUAUCAAACAAAUGUGCUAGAUGAGGAAGGCGAGGAUUCG